UGACCAUUAGAUUUUAUGCGGGACGUACACAUUUUGUGUCCGAAAUGGUAGAAAAUAUUGUACGAUACGCCUUUUGUGGCAACUGAUAAUUAUCACAACAACAACAACAGCUGACAGGUGCCUCUCCAGUACCACUGGGUGACGUGCCUCUCCAGUGCCACCGGGUGACGUGCAUCUCCAGUGCCACCGGGUGACGUGCCUCUCCAGUGCCACCGGGUGACGUGUCUCUCCAGUGCCACCGGGUGACGUGCCUCUCCAGUGCCACCGGGUGACGUGCCUCUCCAGUGCCACCGGGUGACGUGCCUCUCCAGUGCCACCGGGUGACGUGCCUCUCCAGUGCCACCGGGUGACGUGCCUCUCCAGUGCCACCGGGUGAUGUGCAACUGCAGUACCGUCAAAUGAACGGGGAAAUACAGCUGUAUCCCCAUCAAUUGCUCCAAUGUUUAACGAUUCUUCGCGGCAGGGGAUCGUAUUCCAGGGACCAUAGGAUUAAGGACUUGCCCGAAACGCUACGCGUACUAGUGGCUGUACAAGAAUGUGAUAACUCUUGUAUAUAUCUCAAAAAAAAAAAAAAAAAUGUGGACUCCAGUACAGCCGAGUUCAUAUAGUCUAAUGUCAUUAUAGCCUCAAAAACAACAACUCGCUGCAAACCUGCCGGUCAACACCUAACAUGAUGGACCAGAUUUAUGAAGAACUUGAGGCCAUUGAAGCCAUAUUCUGCAGGGAAAAUGAGUUUUCUCUACACUCAAAGGAUAUCUCUUCUGUAGAAUUUGCGGUUACAACAAGCCCGAUAGCCAGUCCAGACUUGGAGAUAACUGUAGUGUUUAACUUGUCUGCAAACUCUUAUCCCAAUGAACCUCCGUCAGUGUCUGUACAGUGCUCCUCGUUGACACGCGUGGAGUGCGACAGCGUGAAAACCUUUUUGAAAAAUAUUGCGGAGUCAUGCUGUGGAGCACCAAUGAUUCUGAACCUUCUCACAGCUUUACAAGAAAACGAAGACAUUAGAGGAACACCUCGGAAUACACCUACAUUAGAAAACGACACAAGACCUAUAACAUGUGUACUGCACCUAGACCACAUGCGGAAUAAAACAAGAUACCUUAAAACAAUAAAAAGCUGGUGUGAAGAGUUGGACCUAUUCGGACGGAUAAUAUUCUGUGUGCAUUGGAUAUUUAUUAUUUUACAAGGGAAUGAGGAAAAUAUGAAGAUAUAUCUCCAGAGGAACAGAACUCAGUGCGUGGAUGUUGACUCAUCGGGCAAACCAUGUAAAGAACGGUUGUUGUCUGUGCUUUACCAAGGUUGUCAUCACAAGAAGUUCAUGGAUUUUGAAGUAUGCCAGGUAGAAAAUAUUGCCGAAUUAAGAAGUUGGAUGGCAAAUUGUAGCUCAUUAGAUUUAUUUAAAGAUGUCAUAGCACCAGUCAUCUCUAAACGAUAAAUUAUUUUAUUGUAUUGAGAGCACUGGAACUAUAAUUAACAUAACAUCAUUAAAGGAGAAUGUAACAAAACAAGUUAAUUUAGCAAAUUUAAUGUAUUCAGAGCAGCUUUAGUCUGUAACAGUGCACAUCUCCAUGUCUCUUACUCGUUAAAAAAAGUGUUGUUGUCUAGAAAUUACAAAGGGUGUGUGUCUGAAUGUAUGAUUUAUUGUUUCAUUUACAACAUAAACUUGCCAAUGAUCUGUUUCUCUGCCAACAGUGCAUCUACCAAUCUUUUAAUGACUGGUAGUCUCUUACUUUAGUUUCAAAUGUUAUUGAUGUAUUUUCUGAAUUGUGAAAUGUGCUUCCCCAUUUUAACCUCUAUUGUUGGAGUCAAAAUUAUUCUAUAGGACAAUCAUUGAAUGCUGUGAUAUUAAAUCUGACAUAAAAGAUAAGUUCAAGAAU
Messenger RNA from Procambarus clarkii (red swamp crayfish), 1877 nucleotides. RefSeq names its product RWD domain-containing protein 3. NCBI's taxonomy places the organism in Eukaryota, Metazoa, Arthropoda, Malacostraca, Decapoda, Cambaridae. Gene Ontology annotation, biological process: positive regulation of protein sumoylation; positive regulation of hypoxia-inducible factor-1alpha signaling pathway. The record is from RefSeq and is a predicted model, not a curated record. Gene Ontology annotation, molecular function: protein binding.